GGAUAGAUUAUUGCCUUCUUCGAUACACUAGACACCAUGGGUCUGAAAAGCUUCCUGCUAUCUGCUGCAUUUGUUGCAUCGUUGCAAGGGGUCCAUGGCUCUAUCUUUGCAGAGUCAACUCCCAAAGUGGCCGCUUACUUGAACGGUGGUGGUCAGGGUCUUGCAACCUUUUGCCAAAAUGCCAACGUUGAUAUCAUUCAACUAGCAUUUGUGGACCAACUUGAUACCGAGCCCCUGUCUACAUCUCUCUCAACUAUUCAAGGUUGGGAGAUUACACAAUGCCAGAAGCAAGGCAAAACAAUCCUCGUAUCCCUCGGAGGAGCGACCUACCAUCAAGCCGAUAAACAAGGUGGCUGGAGCACUCCCGAGCUAGCCUCACAAAUGGCCGACAAACUAUGGAACAAAUACGGUCCCGGUUCCAACGGCCAAGGCCCUUUCGGCACCGCAGUAAUCGACGGAUUCGACUUCGACUUCGAAGUCCCCAUGACCAAUCUUCCCGCUUUUACCAACCGCCUCAUCACUCUCAAAGACACACUGACCAAGCCCUUCUACCUGACCGCCGCACCUCAAUGCCAAUGGCCAGACAAGAAUCUCCAGACCGUGCUCGACUCCAACAUGGGCGCUUUCGAUGCCAUCUUCGUCCAAUUCUACAACAACCAGGAAUGUGGUAUUGGGGCCGGCUACCGGCGUCGCUCCCAGGGCCCAUCUGCGCGUCGCUCCGGGCUCCUUGGGAACUUCAACCUUGCUCAAUGGUUGACGUUGGCGUCGGAGAGCAAUACAAAGUCGAACAGUAAAUUCAAGGUGAAAACUGCCACUGCUGCUGGGUCAGGCGCCAAUUCAACUAAGCCGAAGAUCUUCGUCGGUGUUCCCGGUGGCACGGCGGGUACGGAGACUGCUAACAGUGGGUAUGUUGACGUGAAUACCUUGAAGCAGGCCAUACAGGCGGUGACUUCUACGGGGAGUGCCAACUUUGGUGGUGUUUCGAUUUGGAGUCUUCAGGUUGCUGUUAGCAAUGGAAAUUUCCUCGCGAAUGUUAAGAGUAUGUUGAAUAGUUGGAAGUCAUGAGUGUGAGACGCUUAGCUUUGAUCACGG
Messenger RNA from Penicillium brasilianum, 1092 nucleotides. The record is from the annotation of a GenBank genome assembly. Lineage: Eukaryota; Fungi; Ascomycota; Eurotiomycetes; Eurotiales; Aspergillaceae.